AUGGAGUCCUCCGAGGGCCGUACCAAGGCCUACAAAUUUGUCGCGUACACGGCGGUCAGCUUCGCCGUCGUCGCCCUUCUCUCCGUCGUCUGCACCCUGCCCAUGGUGUACAACUACGUUGCCCAUGUACGCCGGCAGAUGCAGCACGAGCUCCAGUUCUGCAAGGGCUCCGCCCGCGACAUCUUCGACGAGGUCAACCAGAUGAAGCACGCCGCCGUGGUCCACCGCAACAGGACCACCCGCCAGGCCGGCGGAUACGGUGCCCCCGUUGUCAACCCCGAGCCCGAGUUCACCUGCGAUGGGUGCUGCUUGCCCGGCCCGCCCGGAGCUCAGGGAGCCCCUGGACGCCCUGGAAAGCCUGGUCGCCCCGGUGCCCCCGGAGCCCCUGGAGCCCCUGGAAAGCCGCCGCUUGCCCCCUGCGAGCCGACCACCCCGCCCCCGUGCAAGCCUUGCCCCCAGGGACCCCCCGGCCCACCCGGACCCCCUGGAGCCCCCGGAGACCCCGGAGAGGCCGGAACCCCUGGACGCCCCGGAUCCGACGCCUCGCCUGGACUCCCCGGACCCCGUGGACCCAACGGACCCCCCGGAGAAGCUGGAGCCCCUGGACCUGCUGGAGAGCCCGGAGUGCCCGCCCAAAGCGAGCCCCUCACCCCCGGACAGCCCGGAGAGCCCGGAGAUCAAGCCGAUGGAGGCGUCGGUCCGGCUGGACCCCCCGGACCCGCUGGAUCGGGCGGAGAGAAGGGUAUCUGCCCCAAGUACUGCGCCAUCGACGGAGGCAUCUUCUUCGAGGACGGAACUCGCCGU
Mesorhabditis spiculigera is the source of this 804-nucleotide messenger RNA. The record is from the annotation of a GenBank genome assembly. NCBI's taxonomy places the organism in Eukaryota, Metazoa, Nematoda, Chromadorea, Rhabditida, Rhabditidae.